Molecule: messenger RNA, 2197 nt
Organism: Linum trigynum
Lineage: Eukaryota; Viridiplantae; Streptophyta; Magnoliopsida; Malpighiales; Linaceae
Source: the annotation of a GenBank genome assembly
CUUCAUGAUCUUCUCUUUUGAAUCUCCCACAUUGAGGACAAUGUGUCGCUCAAGUGUGGGGGGAUGUGUGUGAAUGCUUGAGUGAUUAUCAUGAUUGAUAGAGCCACAAAUCACUAUUAUCCUCCUCACAUGUUAAAGUGUAUUCGGUUGCCACACAUGUUAGGGUGCUUUAGACGAUACAUGUUAAUUAGGUACAAAAAUGGCACAAGUGUAGUCAAAUGGGCAGGAAGCUGAUGAUCACAGUUUGGAAGGGAAAGAUCUCAGUCGAGACAGCAAACCACGAAGCAGGAGAGAAGAUCGCGGCCCACAAAAAGGAGCCCUUGGGCGUGAACUUCAUGAGGAAACCACCCAAGAGAAGAUACGAAGUUUUGAUAGUCAAAUCACGGUUACCGUCUUCCGUGAUCGCGAGAAAGUUCAUGGCCGUGACUCACAGAUCGCGACUGUCAAGUCAGCCCGCAAACUCUCGGAAGAUGAAGAACAAAAUGAUGACGCCUAAAGAUCGCGAGCUCAUAUGGAAAGAUUACUACGACGAAUUCCCCCCUGAUCGGCCGUGAACUUGUCUACCCUCCUGAAGUCUAUAAAUAGAGGACCUCUUCCCCAAUUUUAGGAGAGCUGAUUUUGAGAUAGAAAUGUAUGGUUUAGAGAGAGAGGAGAGAGAGAAGCUUAAGGAAGGAGAAGAGGAGAAGCUAGAGGAGAGGAGCCAUCUUCUUCGACAUCGAGUCUUCCCCAAAAUUUUCUAUAUAUCUUCUUCCCUCCUUUAUGGAGUAGUCUCUUAAGGUACUAGGGGUUUUAACCUCCAAAUCCUAGUUUUAGGGCUAUUAAGUAAUGAAUGAAUAUGAUAGGGUUUUGAACGAAUGUGUUUGUCUAGUUGAUUUUAAUGCUUCAUCUAGCUUUAAUAGUGCUUGGGUAAGCCGCCUUAAUCUUCUCUACUAGCCUACUUGAGCUUCUACGCUGGGUAUGGAGUUUUAGGGUUAGACAGGUAUGCGUCGUCUGUCAAUUUAGGGUUAGAAGAAUGAAUAGGGUCUUGUGAUGGACGAGGCGAUCGAACCCUUGCCACAAGAAUGUCUUCCUAGAUGGAACCGGAGAUAAAACCUAGGUGUGGACGGUGGGUAGUACCCAUUGAAAGGAGCUAUGUUCUUAAUGCCCAAGAUAUGUGAGCCUAUACCGAGGUGACAAUGGGGUAGUUAUGGCGUACUCGAAAGCAUGUGGAUAAUCACGAAGGCCUAUGGAAAAGAGCUCACUCACCGCAUUCGCGUAACCCAACAUGUUUAGACAUUUGCAUGAUAGACCUAGGCUAGGGCGAGGGUUAGUUCCCCGAUGCACCUGCUUUUAUCCUUGUUUAUUCUCCCUACUAGUUAUUUUACUCAAAUCCUCCAACACAACCCCUUAAACUAGCCGAUCAGAUAACAAUAACGUAGUAAGUAGGCUAUGGUACCGGGACCCGAGUGAAUACGACAUUGAUUGCCACUAUAAGACAACUCCAUUAUAGGUUAAACUUGGCCUAGAAGGAGAUAGUUAUCGAUAUGUGCAAAGUACUGACAAUUACCUGCAUGGAAUGAAUCGAUCAUAUUUUUUAACACACUUGUGGUGUGUGUUUAUGAGACUUGUAGUAUGCUUACUUGUGGUGUGCUUCAUGCAUGUGACUUGUGGUUUGCUGCAACAAACUUGUGUAUGGGACUUAUGGUAUACUUACUUGUAGUGUGUUCCAUGUGAUUUGUGGUUUGCUUCAUGAGUUUAUGGUGUGGUAAGGUUCUGGUUUCCUUUCUAACGUGUGUGGUUUUUUGUGAUAUAUAUUUAGUGGUCCCCAUCUCCUACCCUAAUUAAUGCAUCACUUCCCCAAAUUAAUACAUGUGAGUUUCAUUCCCCGAAUUUUUAAUUAAUGACCAGCGUGCCCCUUAGUGGCUUUCAGCCUUAUUAAUUAUGGUCAACUUAUUAAAAUUGAAAAGUCAUAUGAACGAAAUAUUUCUAUUGGUUGAAACUAGUAUUACCAUCAUGUUAACAAAAAAAGUAUUAGCAGCCUAACCUUUUUUGUUAUGAUGUUUCCUUAUCUGCAUUAUUUUACAUUAAUAUCUUGCCUUAUUUCUUUUUCUUUCUCCAUCUUUUUUGUGUGGUCAAAAUUUUCCAUAUUUUCUUUAAGCAAUUAUGAUGUUGCCUUAUGUCCUCUUACUUUCCAUGUCAAUAUAUCUAUUGAGACGUU